Molecule: messenger RNA, 1916 nt
Organism: Macadamia integrifolia
Lineage: Eukaryota; Viridiplantae; Streptophyta; Magnoliopsida; Proteales; Proteaceae
Exons: 5
Coding region: 1-1554 (517 amino acids)
Source: RefSeq, a predicted model, not a curated record
AUGAUCUUACCUGAUGAAUCAGUUCCAUAUAGCUGGAGGUUUUCAAUUUCAUUCCUUAGGCUUCUUCACACAUCUCACCAGUUGGCAGGACCACUUGGAAAGAUCUACUUCUGUUCUGUUAUGGAGAUAAGGGUAGGAAUAUAUUAUCACUACAAUGCAAACACCUCGAAGCUUACAGUGGUGGAUCCAGAUGAGUAUUGUUACAGAGACAUGGUGACCGACAUAUAUAAUACUGUUACCAGGCAUGUCCCCAUAGGCCAUAAUGUGAGAUUUAAGGUGAAGUGCAUACUUCCAAAUAAUCAGGAUCUGGAGGUUAAUAAGGAUGAAGUUGUGGUUCAGUUGUUUGAAUUGAAUUUACAAGUUGAUUACAUUAACUUAUAUGUAUAUGAUCUGUAUGUUGAUGAAAGACCAUUUGGAAAAUACACACAAAGUCAAGAUGGUGUUGGUACUAUUAUCCAACAAAGUCAAAUUGUGUAUGGUUCUAAUGUACAGCAAGAACAGAUGAGGGGUGGUAGCAGAAGGAAGCAUCAACAGAGAAGUGGUGGGGAAUCCUUUAAGCCUUCCAGUAGUAAAGGAACUGGUGGAAUUGAAACUGAUAAAAAUACAAGAUUAAAUGGUGAAGAUGAAAAUAGCUUGGAAGAUACUGAUAGUGAUCAGGAACUUGAGCCAGAAAAAGAGCAUUUAUCUGACCUGCAGGAUGAUGUAAGAAGGGAUCAGUCAGGUAAUAAUGUAAAUGAUGUGCAUGAUAGUUGGUCUGAUUAUGAUUCUGAUGAAUUUUACAAACCAUAUGUUGAGAAUGUUAGUUCUGUUGGUACUAAGAAAAAUAAAUUAGAGAUUGGAAUGGUUUUUGAUGAUGUUAAUCACUUCAGGUCUGUACUUAGGGACCAUGUAAUUCAAGAAGGCUUUCAAAUUUUGAGGGUUAAGAAUGAGAAAACCAGACUAAGAGCCGUGUGUGCCUCAGAAGGAUGUACAUGGAGCAUCUUUGCUUCACCUUGUGAUUUUGGAGCUACAUUUAUGAUCAAAUCAAUGUGUAAUAAGCACUGUUGUGGGAGAGUUGAUCAAAGCAAAAAUGUUACAUCCACAUGGGUAGCUUCCCAUCUUGCAGCACAGCUAAGGGCAGACCCAGACAUGAAUACUGAUGCAAUGAAUGCAUAUUUCAUGGAUAAUUACAGGAUCAAUGUCCCUUACCAGACAUUGUACAGAGCCAAGAAGAGAGCAAGUGUGCUGAAUGAAGGCAACCAUUCCAAGUCAUAUGCCAGGCUACCUGCAUAUGGUGAAAUGAUAUUGGAAAGAAACCCAGGGAGUAUGUUCAAACUCCAGUUUUAUGAGAGGACCAUAAUGUCAGAUCCCCUUGUGUUUAAAAGGCAAUUUGUUAGCUUUAAGGCAUGUGUAGAUGGCUUUUUGAAUGGGUGCAGACCCUUCAUUGUGGUAGAUGGUUGUCAUCUAAAGGGGACAUAUGGAGGUGUUUUGUUGGUAGCAGUGACUGUUGAUGGGAAUACAGGAUUGUUCCCAAUUGCAUAUGGUGUGGUAGAAUGUGAAUGUAAAGAGAGUUGAAAUUUCUUCCUCAGCAAUUUGUAUGCCAUGCUGAAUACAACCAAUUAUGUCAAACUCAUCACUUUCAUGUUUGACAAACAGAAGGGACUAUGUGAUGCUAUAUCCAAUACAUUCCCGGGAUCUCAUCACAGAUGGUGUACUAGACAUCUAUAUGCCAAUUUCAAGUCACUACAUCCUGGAGUAUUGUUGAGAGAGCACUUUUGGAAAGCAGCAAAGACAUCAAGUCAGUUUUACUUUGACAAAGCAAUGUGUUAAGUUUGUCUCGAAUUCUUGACCCGUUUUGAAGAUUGACCCAAUCCGACAUAUUUUGGUGGCGACCCGAAUGGGAAUUUUUCUGAGAUCUGUGAUGGAAGCAGAGGGCU